AAAGCGACUGCCGUCAUGAAGCGGCAGAACGCGUCGAACAACAAGAGUAUCUUGCAUUUCUUCAAGAGUGUCCCGCGCACUUCGCAAGAAAGCUCGCCAGGUACCGCGCCUUACCUACCUAAGACAACCACACAGUAGUUGCAGCCUCAGGCUGAUCAGUCUAGCGAUAGCAGACAUUAACGCCGACAAUGUCUCGCAGCCACCCAGCUCCGGUGGCCCCGCGCUGCCAGAACGCGCGCAACCUUCCACAGGCGGUCCCUCGAUGUCAUUGGGUUCGAACACGUCGACCGUAGAAGACGCGCCCACCACCGACACUGUCAUGACAUCGAUCGAGACGCUACCACCGAAUACCUCGCAAACCUCUGCGAAUUCGGGCGCAAGCAAGCGAAUCUUGUCCCGUGGACAGCAAGUAGUCCUCAAUUCAGACUCCGACUCUGACUCCAUGGGAGAGCUCGACUUUGGCCUGCCUGCGCCAAAGCUGAAGAUUCCAACGUAUACCAGUCGCUCAACCCGUAGGACAGGCUUCGAUGAGCCUCAGCUGCGCAGACCGCCCAAAGCAGGCAGGCACAGUGGCAAACGCUCUUUCACUCAGCUCAUGGAGACCGCACAAAAGAACCUAGACACAGAAAGGAAGAUCCAAGAGCGCAAAGCUGCUCUGGAGAAGGAGGACGAACAGCCUGCUCCGGUGGCGACGACUCUAGACAAGAGUACACUCAAGCAUGCUAUUCAGGACGGCGACGACUCGGAUCAAGCUGAUCGACUGUACAAGGCGAUGCGAAGAACCAACGGAGUACAAGCCCAGACUGCCUACCACUUCUUUGAAGAUACUCCGGAUCUGUCAUCGAUACCGUCUUUUCCUCAACGGAGCUUACCAGACCAUGGCUGGACUGCUUGCUUUGAAGAACCGUCCACUCGAGAUCAGGCCUUCAUGACUGGAUUCGCGCAUCAGAUCUUCCGCCUGCAAGAAUUGCCCAAGGAGCUCGCCACCUGGAUGCUUGAUCAGAUUUGUCUUGGUCGCAAUGCAGCUCUCGAUCAAAAGUACCUCGAAAUCCUCCAGACGCAUGAUGAGCAAUUACAGAAGCAGCUCAGCCCGAGGAAACUCGACGCUAUGUUCAAAUCGAUUGGCGCUCAAGUUGAGAGCUUAGAUGCCAACUCUGAGUUAUCACCCUCUGAAGCGCAAGCAAACAAUCACCGGCCAUUGCCGCCAUCGUUGAAACGCAUCGCUGCUCUGCUCACGUCAGCUGCCCCUUGGCUGCAUGCAAAGGCUAGAAUCCAUGCAUUCCACUUACUAUGUCACACCUGCUUAGACGACCGUGUGUUACUCGACCCUGAAGCACUGAGACUUGUUCAAGACGCCAUAGAAGCAGUCAUUUGCCAGUACGCCAACAACCACAAGUUGACCUCUGGCGUAGGAAGCCCUCCACCGGACGAUUUGCAUUCUCUGAUCACAUCUCAGCUCACAUAUGUCAUCCCGAAACUGCUUUCGCGCGUUACAAACCCGCUCUUGCAAGCAAACCUCGUACACGCGUUCCCAACGGAAUCGCCAUUGACAGCCUACCUACAACGGCAUCUGGCUUUGUCAUUCCUAUUCCACCCUGCUCCGGUCGAUGUACCCCUUGCAGAUCCGCAGCUGCCCAGACUCAUUCAUACAUACCUGGAAUUGUCAUUACAUUGGCGCAUGAGCAAGGACACCAACUACAGUUUUGUAGCAGCUCGCCUUGCGCUUCUCGAUAUUGCUAUUGGACCUGGGCCGUUGACUGUCCCUUAUCUACCGCUCAUUAGCCCGCCACCUUCAGAAGCAGGCUCACCACCUCCCGUGGCACCGACGCCAGCAUCUUCGGAGGUAAAAGAGUUCAACAGAGAGGUGGACGCACUCGCACAACAUGUCAAGUUACUCGGCAACUCCAUUGUCGAGACCGGUGCAGCCCUUGAUCUCACGAUCCUGGAGGCCAAAGAGCGUUGUGAGAGAGUGUUCUGGAGGCUGCAACAUGCUGUGCGGAUUGGCGGGAAGAAGGCAGACAACGUCUUUGGGGGUGGUGAGGACGAGAAGCAGCUCAAAGUAAAGAAGUUCUUCAGAGCACUCCCCGCUGAAAGACCGUAUCUUUGACCAGGAUGGUGCUGCUGAGCUACCAACGUAGAGCGUGGUACGUUGACCGGUCAAGAGGUCGUUGCAAGCUAUGCGCAGCUAUUAAGUGUGUUGAUAUACCCACUACGAUGAACAUGUCUUGAGCCCAGCGUGCUGUAACCUUCAUCUGAGAACCAGAAAUAAGGGCUCAUCUCCCAGACAUCUACCUUUGCCCACACGUCAAGCAGUUCUCAACCCCAAAACGCUGAGUCUUGCAUCCUCGUACGUGAAACCUCAGGAGCUACCGUGAUACCGCGAGUAUGCGUUGUAUGCGCCCUUCAGGGGGAUCUACAUACACCUCACGCCGCGGCAUUCGCAGUCCGAACGUGCAGCACAACAGCAGCCUUGAAAUCCUUCGCU
Messenger RNA from Macroventuria anomochaeta, 2485 nucleotides. RefSeq lists its product as uncharacterized. The coding region runs from base 263 to 2107 and encodes 614 amino acids. The transcript is spliced from 4 exons. NCBI's taxonomy places the organism in Eukaryota, Fungi, Ascomycota, Dothideomycetes, Pleosporales, Didymellaceae. The record is from RefSeq and is a predicted model, not a curated record.